Molecule: messenger RNA, 1104 nt
Organism: Tympanuchus pallidicinctus (lesser prairie-chicken)
Lineage: Eukaryota; Metazoa; Chordata; Aves; Galliformes; Phasianidae
Gene: IL23A
Product: interleukin 23 subunit alpha
Exons: 4
Coding region: 479-1021 (180 amino acids)
Biological process (GO): immune response; positive regulation of T cell proliferation; positive regulation of T-helper 17 cell lineage commitment
Cellular component (GO): interleukin-23 complex; extracellular region
Molecular function (GO): cytokine activity
Source: RefSeq, a predicted model, not a curated record
GGGACCGCCGCAGCAGUUUCCCCUGUGGGCACCGGGCAUACGGAGCGGGGACGUGGGGACAUCGGGGAAGCACUGCGGGACACCUGCCGGCCCGCCCCGGCCCGCCCUGCAGUGUGCGGAACCGCGCCCGUCCCGUCCCACCGCGUCCCGGGAGCGGAUCCGAGCGGAGCGAUGCGGUGCGGUGCGGCGCGGGCUCAGGUGUGCUCUGCUCCGUCCGCGCGGCCGCCGGGCGUGGAGCCACCAGGAACUGCCCCGGGUUUUCCUGCCCGUCCCGUCGGGGCGCGGGGCCGGAGCGGGCGCGGCGGGGCGCAGCCCGGGGACCCCGGCCCGGUAUCGGUUCUGCUUUCGGGGGAGGCGGCGAUUUCGCAGUAACGGGGGGCGGGUGCCACCUGCCCCGGGGAUUCCCCACCUGCCGCCGCCCCAUAAAAGACGAUGGAUCCGCCGGUGGCCGCACUGACCCGAUCGGACCCGCCCGGCCAUGGUCCCGCUCCGCCGCCUCCUGCUCGCACUCUGCCUGCCGGCGAUGCUGCUGCCGCCCGCGGUCCCGUUCCCGGCUCCGAGAACCGACUGGGCCGCCUGCAGGGACCUCUCCCAGCGGCUGUCGCGGCUGUUGGGGACAAUGAAGGAGUCGCACCGGGUGCUGGAUGCUGUCCGUCUGGGUGGAGAGGAGGACUCCGAGGGGGACUGUGCCCCCCGCAUCCGCUGCAGUGAUGCCUGUGACCCCUCCACGCUGGACACAAACAGCACGCUCUGCCUGCAGCGCAUCCUGCAGGGGUUGCAGCACUACCAGGCCAUGCUGGGCUCCGACAUCUUCGCCGCACGCCCGCAGCCAGAGCUGAAGGCGGUGCUGGAGGAGCUGCUGGGCCUCGUGCAGGUCCCCAUCCGUUCCUGCCAGGCCCCCCCGCCCCCCCACGCAGACCCCUGGGCCCGGCCGCUGCUGCAGCACGACACGCUGGAGCGGCUCCGCUCCUUCACCGCCGUCAUGAGCCGCGUCUUCACCCACAGCGCCAGCGCCCGCUGACCCCCCGCCCCCCCUUAAUUUAUUUCUUAUUUAUGUGCCGCGCUCCCUAUUUAUACGGGGUAUUUAUGGGUUUCUAAUAAAGG